ACUGUGCCUGUGAUGUUGCCUGAAGGGUUGUCCAAGGCAAGAAGAACCUGUGAGGGGAAAAAUGCAAGUCAGUAACCAAAUAAUUGCAUAACUUGUAAGAUUAGUCAUGAUAACAUAACUUACUUCAUCUUUGUUGCUGAGGCCCAUUUUCGUCAUGUCUAUGGUGAAGUAAUGUUGGUUGGGCAUGACCAUCUCUAUUUCCUCAACCUAAAAGACAGAAUACUUACUUUUUGCUUUAUUUUCUUGCUAUGACUACAACAGACUUGGAGGUUUGAUUUAAAUCUUGUGAUCUAAAAUGUGGACUUACCUCAGGAAUUCGAUCCAGGACCAGAACCUGUGUUUCAUAAAGGGUCUUCUGCACAGAUGGUGAGAACUCUCCACGAUCGUAGGGGCCAGCAAACUUCUCAAUUAUCGUCUCCUUCACACACUUCCUAUCAGGAUGGUGAUGUGAUGAUCAUUAGAUGAAGAAAGUGCAUAAAGAAAUGUUCCCCUUCUUUGGCAAAUUAAGUUACAGACUCCAUCUUGGUUACCUACAACUGAGAUGUUUAGUCAAUGCAGUGUUCUCCUGCACAAGUCUUUUAACAGAUUAUUACCAUGCAGCAUCAAAGUUGACAUCCUGGGUCUUGUUGUAGCGCCACCUAGCAUAGACGGAGGUGCAGAAACAUCUGUCCUUGGUCUCUUGCAGAGUAGUGAAGCGGUCUCGGUGGAAACCCUCAAAACCAGACUGGGUGGUUUUCAGCACCGUCAUGUUCUUCACCCCGCUGUGAACCACUGGGAUGCCUGGAGCACACAGUGAGUUUAUCAUCUACAAACUGCCUAGGUGUAAGAUCGGCGAGGUCAGCAGUGGGGUGGACUACAUGUACCUGGACUCCUCAGUAGGGAGCUGGCAGAUGAGUAAAUUCAUGGUUAACACAAGUCAAGGAGCCAUAGGGAACACACUGAACCAGCUUUACAUGGGAAAGGCCUACAAGUCUAACAGUUCAGUCUAUGCACUAUACAAUGAUGGGCCACCGAUCCUGGAUUACAUCAAAGGAUACGGACACACUAAAGGGGUAUUGCUCUUUGACCGCUCUCAAGGUUUCUGGCUGUCGCACAGCAUUCCCCAUUUCCCCUCAUUCCCUGAGAGAGGCUACCUCUACCCCUCCUCUGGCAAAGUCAAUGGCCAGACUGCUCUCUGCGUGACCUACCGCUAUGAACAGUUCUUUGGAAUAGCAAAGCAGAUGGUGUACCUCUACCCACGUUUCUAUAACUGCUCUGUACCGGCUGCAUUCCUCUCUGACCUGCCGCAGUUGGCCCAGUUAUGUAAGGGCUCCAAACCCCCACUGGCCUCAGAUAAGAGAGUGGAGCAGCUUUUCUCCAUCCAAGGGGAAAAGUUUGUCAGUUUUGUCAAAUCUGAACACUUUGUGGAUGAUAUCUACACGGGCUGGGUGGCUCAGGCUCUGGAUGCCGACCUGCUGGUGGAGUCGUGGCAGACACAAGGUCACGAGCUGCCCUCCAACUGCUCCCUACCUAAACACGUCAUGAACAUCAAGAGGAUUCGGCUUCCCGGACCGGUCCUGUUCCAGUCCUACCACGACCACUCAAAGUGGUGCCUGUCGCGGACCUAUGAGGACCAGGUGACCUGCCUGGGGGAUCUGAACAGGGAGAGGGCCCAGAUGUGGCGUAGUGGGGGGCUGGUCUGCACCUUCAACCCCUUGAUUUACAAGGCCUUCAGACAGGCGGUGGACUGGUACUUUGGCUGUUGAACGAGAAAGAAAGAUGAAGGGAAGAUGACUGGGACUGGGUUAGUGGCAUAGUUUGAAUCCUGUUAGAAUUAAAGCAGCUUGCAUGCAACCAUCA
Messenger RNA from Cottoperca gobio, 1839 nucleotides. It is a transcript of the gene dnase2b, whose product is annotated as deoxyribonuclease II beta. The coding region runs from base 777 to 1745 and encodes 322 amino acids. Lineage: Eukaryota; Metazoa; Chordata; Actinopteri; Perciformes; Bovichtidae. The transcript is spliced from 6 exons. Gene Ontology annotation, biological process: apoptotic DNA fragmentation. Gene Ontology annotation, molecular function: deoxyribonuclease II activity. The record is from RefSeq and is a predicted model, not a curated record.